Daucus carota subsp. sativus is the source of this 2219-nucleotide messenger RNA. RefSeq lists its product as uncharacterized. The record is from RefSeq and is a predicted model, not a curated record. Bases 129 to 2003 code for a protein of 624 amino acids. The transcript is spliced from 4 exons. Lineage: Eukaryota; Viridiplantae; Streptophyta; Magnoliopsida; Apiales; Apiaceae.
CUUUCUCAAAGUUUCAAACUAUUACAAAAAUACAUGCAAACUUAUUAAACUCAUCUCUUCUUCCUGCUCCUUUCCUUUCUUCCUUUUGCUUCUCAUCUAUAUCUAUACAAAAACAUCUUCACAACCCUAUGAUCACCUCAUUCUCACUUUUAUAUCACAUUCUUUGUAGCCCUCUAGUGUUUCUUUCUUGCCUGACAUUUUUUACAGGAGUCAUGAUGAUGGUUUGGUCACCAUGGUCUCUGGCUGCAACAGCUUCGAGUCCAAAGUUUCGGGUCAGGGUUCGGAUAUUGAAGCUAGAAGGCCUCGAGGAUGAGUUUUGGAGGGAGAAAAUGAUGAUGGUUGGAGUUAACUGGAGAGGAGAAGGGAAAUUUGUGCUGCCAUUUUCGUCGAGAAGUAGGAGACAUAAAGAGUUUUCCAGUGAGAGGAUUCUGAAGAUGGGAAGAUCUUGGCUUGAAUGGGAUGAUGAAGAGUUCGAGAAUUCGACACCGAUUAGUCAGGGUCACAAGUGGGAUGUAUCAUUCAGCAUCUUAUAUAGGGAUGCUAAAGGGAAAAUGGUUGUCGCUGGAAAAGGAUGCUUAAACUUAGCAAAAUCAGCUUCAGAGCAGGAGUUUCCAAUAGAAAGGAAGAUACCUAUCAAUUUAAGAGCAGCAGAAUCUCCCAGAGAGGCUACCCUUUCGGUCUUAGUCAGCUUCGCCGAGAUAAGACACACUCAAGAUGCAAGAGAAUUAAUAGCACCCAAGAUACCCCGGUUCAGCGAGGAGGUUAUCAAUGGAAGAGGACAAACUAGACUGACAAAUCAACAAAACACGAGGAGAGCUCAGUCUGCUAGGUUUGACUCGGAGAGCUUAGGAUCACGACUGUCAUUACCUGGUUCAGGGCCUCAACUCGACCAAGCUAAGAAGGUACCAUUGUUCUCAUGGAAAAGGCUAAAAUCUAAAGUAGAGAGGCUGAGUGAUAACAAACUAGGUAAAGAUGGUGAUAGGAUUCAAGUCGACCAACAGCUCACCUCCUCGUCUACAGAGGAGAACGCAGAUGACAAUGGACAUUUCAAACAAGAGUUCCAAAGCCAAACUCUUUCAGCAGGCAAGUGGCAUGAAAUGGACCUUGUUAGCAGAGAUGGGCAGACAAAGCUGGUGGUACAAGUGUUCCUGGCUUCUUUUGAUCAAUGUAGCUGUAAAGCUGCAGGAGAGAGUGCAUGCACAACUCUAGUAGCUGUCAUUUCCCACUGGCUUUUCUCAAACCAUGAUAGAAUGCCAACAGGAACUGAAUUUGAUAGUCUCAUUAUUGAUGGUUCUUCUGAAUGGAGGAAGCUCUGUGACAAUGAGCCAAUUGUAAACAACUUCCCAGAUAAACAUUUUGAUCUUGAAACCGUUUUAGAGACCGGCAUUCGUCCUGUCCUUAUAUCACAAGAGAAAUCUUUUGUUGGAUUUUUCAGUCCUGAAAAGUUUGAGUCCUUGAAAGGAGCCAUGUCCUUUGAUGAGAUAUGGAAUGAGAUUGGCAAAACGGAAGAAGAGAAUCAGCCAAGGACUUAUAUAGUAAGUUGGAAGGAUCAUUUCUUUGUGUUUAAAGCAGACAAUGAAGCCUACUACAUCAUUGACACAUUAGGAGAGAGGCUAUAUGAAGGUUGCAAGCAAGCAUUCAUAUUAAAGUUUGAUAAGUCAACAUUAAUGCUUGGGAGAACGGGAAAAGAAAAUGUUCAUACUGAAGAAAUCACCACAUGCACAGAUAAUUUUGAUAGCAAUGACGGUGAUGAGGUUAUAUGCAAAGGAAAAGACUGUUGUCGGGAGUUUAUCAAAAUAUUUCUUGCUGCUAUACCUUUAAGAGAACUUGAACUGGAAGAGGAAAAAGAGACAGUUUCUUAUUAUUCCCUCCAUCAGCGUUUGCAGAUAGAGUUCAACUUCAUUACCUUGUCUUCACUAUCAUCACCGUCACUCUCGUCCCAGUCUUCCGAUGCUACUGUUUCGGCAUCUUCUUUAUUUUCAAAUAAGAACGAUUCUGAGUAGUGUACAAUUGUGCAUUUUUUCUGUUCCUUGUACAGGAAAAUUUUGGAAGAUUAGCAGCAAUAGUUUUCUGUUUGCAGACGUGAUGGAAGAUAUCUACUAAUAUGCGACUGUAAAUAUUACCCUGAGUACAUGACCUCAUGGCUCUGCAGAAGUAGUAGCAAAAAUAUUUGUCAGAUUAUAUUAAUCAAACAGCAAUAUAUAGUAAACAUUAUGCAA